AUGGUGAGCGUCAAGGAGCUGGACCGCCACGUGCGCAAGGCCGCUUUGGACGCCCUGGAGGCGGCGGCCCAGCGGGUGAUCUCGGUGGACAGUCCAACGGAGACCUCGGUGGCAGAAGUGCUCACGCGGGUGAACAUGGCUCUACAGUCCGGGAAAUUGGUGGUGUACGGCCGCAAGAUCCACGAUGCUCACAGCUUCUUCAAGGCCAUCGACAAGGACGGCAGUGGCGCCCUGGACCCCUCCGAGCUCCAACGGGGCUUCCGGCGCCUCGGGGUGGACGUGUCGGAUGCUUUGCUGCAGCAACUCUGCGACGCUUUGGACACCGACGAGAACGGCAAAGUGGAAGCUCGGCUGGGGCUGAAAAGGAAUUGGCCGAGCUGGUUCGAGGCCUUGAAAGGCCCUUGA
Molecule: messenger RNA, 405 nt
Organism: Effrenium voratum
Lineage: Eukaryota; Dinophyceae; Suessiales; Symbiodiniaceae
Source: the annotation of a GenBank genome assembly